This is a messenger RNA of Acipenser ruthenus (sterlet), 15259 nucleotides long. Its product is annotated as A-kinase anchor protein 9-like. Gene Ontology annotation, molecular function: molecular adaptor activity; DNA binding. NCBI's taxonomy places the organism in Eukaryota, Metazoa, Chordata, Actinopteri, Acipenseriformes, Acipenseridae. The transcript is spliced from 66 exons. Bases 227 to 14431 code for a protein of 4734 amino acids. Gene Ontology annotation, biological process: signal transduction. The record is from RefSeq and is a predicted model, not a curated record.
UACCUGACGUCAUCACCCCCUAGUCCUUGUGUUUACGUGGAUAUGAACAUGGCGACUUCAGUAACACAUUAGGAAAGAAUGUUCUCACAUUUGUUAAACGCAGCUUCUGUAAACGUAGAAAACUAAAGCCUAUACCGAUAUAGUAUAAUUUAUAAUAAACACAUUUUGAUUGACACGUUUUCUGAACUAUUCGGUUUUUUUGGCUCUGGGUGCAGGGGCAACAGUCAUGGAAGACGAGGAGAGACAGAAAAAACUGGAGGCCGGCAAAGCUAAGCUGGCUGAAUACAGGCAGAGGAAGGCACAGGCAGAUGGGCAGAAAAAACAGAAAAAGAAGAAAAAGUCACCAGGCACUGGAGGGGUGAAUGCACCAGAUGGGCCGGAUCAUGACCAAUCACUGGGUGAGGAUCCAAGCGAACAGAGCACAGGGAGGGAAGUCGCUGUGGAUGCUGCUGAAUUCACUAUUUCCAAGGCGUUACGAAGUGGGGACACCAUCAAGCAGGAUCAGACCUAUACCAUAGAGCCUGAAAGUGAAGUUUCUACUACAGCAGAUGACUACACGUCUGAGGUAAAUGGGUGCUCUGCUGUUUUGAAAAUAGAACCAUCUUCUGAAGAUGUGAUCAGGGAGGAAGACGUGCAUGUCCCUGAAACUCGUUCUGAGAACCAAGCACAGAGCUCUCGGACCCGGCAUGAAACAAUGGAGGAUGAGCUUGCAGGAAAACAACAGGCAAUUGAAGAGCUGAGUCGGGAGCUGGAGGUCAUGAGAAGUGCAAUUGGGACUGAAGGCUUGCAACAGCUCCAAGACUUCGAAGCUGCAGUCAAGCAAAGAGAUGGAAUCAUCACACAGCUCACAGCUAACCUGCAGCAGGCCCGGAAGGAAAAAGAUGAGAUCAUGAGGGAGUUCUUGGAAUUGACAGAACAGAGUCAGAAACUGCAGAUUCAGUUUCAGCAGUUGCAGGCAGGUGAAACUUUAAGAAACACUAGUCACAGCAGCACUGCUGCAGACUUUCUACAAGCCAAGCAGCAGAACCUUAAGAAUCAGCAACAAAUUGAACAACAGGAGCUUCAACUGAAGAGCUACCAGAGCAAGAGUGAAGAGUACCAGCUACAGAUAAAUCUUCUUCAGGACCGAGUGAAGGAGUUUGAAACGGCCAGUGAAACUUUAAGAAACACUGCUCACAGCCGAACUGACGCAGACUUGCUGCAAGCCAAGCAGCAGAUUCUUAUAUAUCAGCAACAGAUUGAAGAACAAGAGCUUCAGCUAAAGAGCUACCAGAGCAAGAGUGAAGAGUACCAGCUACAGAUAAAUCUUCUUCAGGAACGAGUAAAGGAGUUUGAAAUGUUUGCAAAUGAGCAAGAGGGCUCUGUUUCACAGAGGUUACAAGAGAAAGAGCAGUUAAUUGAACAGCAAGAGAACACAAUAACUGAACACAAAAACACUGAAACAGAGUUGAAGGAAAAGCUUUUGGCUUCUGAUAUGUUAUUAGAAGAUUUAAGCAAGGAGAGAUGUCAAGAUAUAGAAACUCUUAAAACUGAAUUAAACAACUCAAAACAGAGGGAAAGACAGUCAUCGAGUGAGAUAAAGCAGUUGAUGGGGACUGUUGAAGAACUGCAAAAACGUUAUCAUAAAGGAAACCUUUCAGGAAGUGAGAUCAUUCAAAAGAUGGAGGUGGACACGCAAAAAAAAAUGGAUCAGCUCCGAGCAGAACUGGAUGAGAUGUAUGGACAGCAGAUAGUGCAAAUGAAACAAGAACUUCGAAAGCAGCACAUGGCAGAAAUGGACAAACUAAUUGCUCAGCACAGAUCUGAACAUGAGCGGAGACAAGUGCACCCGUCUGGCAGUGUAGCUAAUGAAGAUCAAGUAAACCUAAUGAAUAUGGCUAUAAAUGAACUUAAUGCUAAACUGCAGGAGGCUCAGUUGCAGAAAGAUCAGCUAAAGCAAGAGCGGUCUCAGCAGCUUGCCAAAUUUGCAGAAGAAAAAUCCAGCUUGCAAACCCAGGUGGAGGAUCUCUUGGAGGACCUCAGGUUUGCUAGGGAAAAAGCCCAGAGAGCUUCUCGGAGCAUAUCUGAACAGGAGCACAAACUAGGGGAGGUAGGAAACCUGCAAGCCACUAUUGGUGAUCUUAAAUACCAACUGGUUGCUGCAGCAGAGUCCACCAAAGAAUUGGAGUCGAAGCAUGAAUCGGAAGUUACUAAUUAUAAGAUCAAAUUGGAAAUGUUAGAGAGAGAGAAAGAUGCUGUGCUAGAUAGGAUGGCAGAAUCCCAAGAAGCUGAGUUGGAAAGGUUGAGGACACAGCUUUUGUUUAGCCAUGAGGAAGAGCUAAUUAAGUUGAAAGAAGACCUACAAAGAGAAAGCCAGAUAAAUAUUGAAAAUCUGAAAGAUGAUUUGGCCUUGAAGUACAAGCAGAAGCUAGAAAGAGUGCAGAAGGGCUUCAAUGAACAACUAGAGUCUGUGAAAAUUGAAAGGGAUAGUUUAGUCACUGAAAAAGAGGCAUUGAUAUCUGAUAUCUCCAAGAUGAAAGAAGAUUUAAAUCAAUCACUAGAAAGCUCAAAAACGGAAGAAAUGACUCUUCAAAUAAAGGAACUUAAGACCGAGAUCCAAGCACUACAAAAAGUAGAGAAAGAAAAGGGUACACUGGAACAUGAGAUUCAGCAGUUGCUGGCAAAGAAUGAAGUGCUAGAGAAACAGAUAAAGAAGAAAGAGGAUGACAUGUACAUAAAAAUAAAGGAACUGGAAGAUGAGACUGGAAGGCUAAAGAAAUCAAGGGAGCUACUGGAACAAAAAUUGCAGGCCAGCAAUUUGGCUAGUGGCAUGUCGGCUUCAGACAAUUCAGCAGCGACGUGUGCUGUUGGCAUGGAAACUCAGACCUUUAACGAACAGCUGCAAAUAGAGAGACUUGCUUCAGAAAAUGAACAGCUUAAAAAUCAACAGGUUCAGCUGAAGGAGGAAGUUGAGAGACAGAGAAAUACAUAUUCCUUUGCAGAGAAAAACUUUGAGGUAAAUUAUCAGGAGCUAAAAGAUGAGUACACUUGCCUUUUGAAGGUGAAGGCUGGCUUAGAGGAGAGGAUUGUAAAGGAAAGAGUCCAGUAUGAGGCUAAAAUGGAUAGUCUGCGCACACAGAUUACAUUUCUUCAGAGUGAGAAAGAAAAAAUGGAUGGCUCUGGAGUUUUGGCAGUAAAAACCAGUAAAGUAGGCAAAACUGUGUGGGACUGUAUUGAUGGCGGGGAAAUUAUUGAGAAAGAUAAAACAGAGCUGAUGGAAAAGCUUGAGGUUGCUCAACGGGAGAAGAAAGAGUUGUACUUGAGACUGUCUGAGGUUUCUGAUACAUUAAAUUUAAAGCAAAAUGAGAUCGAGCAGCUAAAAAAUGAACUAAGGUCAGUAAAAGACGAAUACAGACAAAAUGUGGGAAAACACAAAGAACUGGAUAUAACACGGGAGACACGGGUAAAAACAUUAGAAUACCAGACACUGGAAUAUAUUCAAUCAUCUGGAAUCACAGCUACUGAAAUUGUUGGCACAGGGUCAUGCACACUUGAGAAUCAUCAUCACCAAAUAGCACUGUUAGAGGAGAAAGUAAUUGCACUACAGACUUCAUUGCAGACCGCAACCUUGGAACAAAACAAAUUUCAAGAAAAGGAGAAAAGUCUUAUUCAUGAGAAGGAAUCCCUGUUAGCCAAGCUUCAGGAGCUAAAGGGUAAAUCUGUUACUGAAAGCCCUGCAGUGGCCUCAGUACAAACUGACAGUUACCAACUGCAGCAGCUGGAUGCGUUCAAGACUGAGCAGCUGGGCAUGGCAAAGCUUGUGCAGCAGAAAGCCUUGGUAGAAGAGUCCCUGCACAAGAAGCUAGAGGAAAAGGAAAAGACGCUGAUUGCUGCAGAGAAAAAGGUGUUCAAUUUACACGAAAGACUGAAUAAACAGUACCAAAGAGACUGUGCUGAUGAAAAGCACAAUGAAGAGAUGGUGGAAUGUAGUGGGAUUGAACAGGAUGAAAAGGAUAUUGUAGAUAACAAGAAACGCACACAACUAAUAACAGCACCGCUUACAGAAAACUGGCCUGGAAUGGAGACUAAUCAGCAACUGACUGAAGCCGAGUUUAGGCUGCAGAUGGAAGCCCAACGAAUUAGUCUAACUCAGAUCUAUGCUGCACAGCUCGAGCUGGUUCACGAGAAACUUCAGACUGACAAGCAGUGCCUGUCUCUGCUAGAAGAAGACCUCACUACUAGACACAGGCAGGAGGUAGAAAAGCUUCAUAAAAAAUACCAGCAGGAGAAAAAAACAGAUGACAGAGAUGAACGAAUGUCUUCACAGCAACAGAUUCAGAAACUUAGCAAACUGGUGUCUGAAGAAUGCAAGCAACUGAUUUUGUCAUUUGGAAGUGUUUUUGGGGAGGAGGAACUGGAAGCACUUCAGUACAACGAAUCAGAAGAAGCAAAGAGAAGCAGAGAUGAGUCCAGUGCUGGUAUUAAAGAGCAAACUGGGGAUCCCAGUUCACUUUUACAUGAAGCAAAAGAGAUGCACACAGAGCUGCAGAAGUUGAAGGAUAAGAUUUUGCAAGAGUAUAAUAGUCUUACGGGACUUCAAACACUAUUGAAAAGUGACAGCCGCAAGCUGGAGGAACUGCAGAAAGCCUAUGUUGAAUUCAGAUACAGCAGUGAGGAAGAGAUGACUAGUCUUCGAUUGCAGAUUGAGAGUGCCCGUGCUAGUUCUGAGGAUUUCCACGAUCUCAAAGAGCAGUUGAAAGUCAGGUCAGCCCACCUAGAAGAGAUUGAAAAGCUGAAAGAAGAGAUUGAAAAGCUGAAGUCAGAGUUUAAUCAGCAAAGGACUCAAUUUGAGGACCAGCAUACCCAAGAAAUUGAAUGUCUCCGGAUGUAUUACCAGCAACAGAUCAAGGAAACAGAGGAGAGGUACACAACAGAGAUGAUUGUACUACAACAGAGGCUUCAGGAAGUUACUGGCUCAGAAGCACAGUUUAGUAUUUCCAGUGACUCACAGUUUACUGUGCAAAAGGAUAAUGAUCUGGAGCAACAGUGUACUGAAGAAAUAAAGCUUGAGGAUGGUUUAGAAGCAGAACACCAAUACCCAAUAAAGUCAAUGCGACUGACUCAGCAGCUGCAGACCUUGAGGAGGGCCCUGUACGCCAAGUACCUCCAAGAGGUCACUGCCUUGAAGGAGCAGCACAAGGCAGAACUGGACCUACUGGCCUCCAGACUGAUGGAGCAGCACAGCCUGGAGACAAAAGCCCUGCCGCAGGGAAUCACAGAAUCUGCUAAGCAGGACCGAGAAAACAUGAACGGAGGCUUCAAACCGAUCAAAGAGCCUGAAUCAAGUGAAAUCACAGGAAAGAGUGCCAUGCAAACAAUUGAGUCAUUGGAGAAAUGGUACAAGAAAAAGAUAGAGGAAGAAAUAGCCAAGGUAAUUGUGCAGAUGUCUAUAGAAUUUGCUCAGCAGACUGAACUGGCAAGAAUUACUAAGAAAGCAAGAGAGACCACGUCUGAGAUGCAGACGGUUUCUGAAGACCCAGAGAGAGAAGCAGAGAGCAAAACAGAAGAUGAACCCGGGCUUGUUUUUGAGUCAAAUAGGCAAGAACUGGAGAGGAAGGUUUUUGAGAAACAACUGAAAGAAAAGACUGAGGAGGUAUUUUUACUCAGAAAUCAAAUUCGUCAGACUAGCUGUACAAGACAAAUGUCGGACAAGGAGUGUCAGUUUCCUGAAAUUAAUAUUGAGUUAUCUCUUGAACUUGCAACCAAGAAGAAGAUUGUACUACGAGAAUCAAUGGUUUAUAGAGAAGGCACUUCAGCAGAGGCCCUUUCAAGCGCUGGAGAUUUGGACCAGGAGCAUCAGGAAGACCUGCGUCAUGAGCAGGUUCACCUGGAUCAGGAGCAGACUGUGGAGCCUGUGAGACACUCCCACUUGGAGCAGCUGGAGAGGCAUCCGAAAGAGCUGCACAGCUUGAGAGCACAGCUUGCUCAGAAUUCCUCAGUCGAUGAUGUCUCAGUUGGUGAAGAAGAACGGAUAAACGCAGAAAACCAAGAUACAAUAAACACUUCAGUUUCAGCUGGAAAACUCUCUCCAGAAAUGCAAAACAGCAGCACACAAACUGAACAGAAUGAAGAAGGAGACAAUCAAGAGGUACCCCGAGAGGCAUCCCCUCACCCUGAAGCUUCAGCAAAGCGUGCAGAAAAGCCUGACAAGCCAGCCUCUGAUGAUCUCACUGUUGAAAGGAAUAUCUUGCAGAAGGUUAAUGAAAGGCUCAGAAUUGUUUUAUCAGAAGUGCUGAAGACAACUGCUGCUGCUGAGGAGACGAUAGGUCGCCAUGUUGAGGGGUUGCUUGUUGCAUCAAGUAAGGGACAACGUCGUCCACAAAGAGCUGAAUGGGAACAAGCAGCAGAGGACCCCCUAAAGCCACACAUUGUCCAAGGUCACAGAGCAGGAGGAGAUGUUUCCUCUGAAUCCUGCCAAGGCAGUGAUGCAGGUGGAGAUGAUGCUAGUGUUUGGUCUGGAGAGACGGAUGAGGGGCUGGAGAUGUCGCAGAGGCUUGCUGACGGGAUGUUCACCGGGGCGGAACUCGACCUUGAGAACGAGGAGUUUAUGGUGAACAUCAGUACCCGGCUUCAAGUGGCAGUAGAAAAACUGUUGGAAGCCAUCACUGAAACUACAAAUCAGCUUGAACAUGCCAAAAUCACCCAGAUAGAGCUCACGCGCGAGUCAUUCAAGCGCAAUGCUGAGAUCAGUGAACUUGUGAAACGUCAGGAGGAGCUGCAAGAGAGGCUCAGUGAAGAGACCAAGGCCAGGGAGCAGUUGGCAUUGGAACUCCACAAAGCUGAAGGCAUCCUCGAUGGCUACGCGGGUGAGAGAGUGGCGCUGGAGGGGCAGGUCAAGCAGAAGGCAGAGAUCCAGCAGCACUUGGAGCAGGAGCUCCAGCUGACAAGCAGCCGCUUGCAGGAGCUAGAGCAGGAGCGACAGAUAAUGCGUCAGGAGAGGGAACUGCUGUCCAGGCAACAGGAUGCCAUGAGAGACACUGCAGGAUCCAAAGAGCUGCGCCUAGUUGAAGCUGCAGUUGAUGCAGCACCUGAAGCAGACCUGCUGGAGGAGACGGAGAAGAUCAUGAAGGAGAAGGUGGAGGUGCAGCGGCAGGCAGAAAAAGAGAACGGUGAGCUCCUGAAGCAGGUGAAGACGCUGGAAUCUGAGCUGGAGGAGCAGGUGAACAAAGUCAUAGAGAUUGAGCAGGAGAAGAAGGCUGAGAUCAUGGAUUUGAGGCAGCAGAUCCAGGCUCUUGAGAAACAGCUGGAGAAGAACAGAAAAUUUCUAGAUGAGCAGGCUAUUGACAGAGAGCAUGAAAGGGAUGUCUUCCAACAGGAGAUACAGAAACUAGAACAGCAACUCAAGUAUCCCCAAAAGUUGCAGUCCAGCACAGAACAAAGGAACAAAGAGGUGGAAGUUCUGACCAAUCAGCUAAAAGAUAAAACAGACCGGUGCAGUGAGCUUGUACUCGGGAAGGAGCAACUGCAGAGAGAUGUGCAGGAGCGCAAUGAAGAGAUUGAAAAGCUAGGAAGUCAGAUAAGAGAGCUGGAACAAGCACUAAUAAGCAACUCAGACAGGUUACAAAAGUUGGAAGAAAUAAAGCAGUAUACACCAGUUGAGGUUAAAGGCGAAAUAACCCUUGAAGCACAACUGAAGACUGAACGUGAAGCCUUGGACAGGAAGGAAAAAGAGAUCUCAAACUUGGAAGAGCAGUUGGAGCAGUUCAGAGAGGAACUUGAGAAUAAGAACGAGGAGGUCCAGCAAUUACACAUGCAAAUGGAAAUCCAAAGAAAGGAAUUAAGCACCCAGCGUCAGGAGCACAACCACCAGAAUACACUGUUAAAGAAUCAAGUCGAAGCUUUGCAGAAGUCUCUUAAUGACUCUGAUGAUGUUUCGAUUGAGGACCAUCGAAUUGUAAUUGGAAAGUUCUCUCAGGUCAUGGAAGAAAAAGAUAAAGAAAUUGAGCAUCUAAAUGAGCAACUUUAUAAGUGCCAACAGCAACUGGAAAUUGCAUCCGACAACAAGGUGAUAGAAGAAAAGAAUGAACAGAUGAGAGAGCUUGAAUCUGAAAUUGAAUGUCUAAAGAGUGAGCAAGAGCGCUUGAAAAGAAAAAGUGAAGAUGAAAUUGAGCAACUGAAUGAAGUAAUAGAAAAACUACAGCAGGAGUUGGCAAAGAUUGAGCACAAAACACAGGAUGAUGACCCUGAAGAGCCUUCAAGUUUAAAGCACCCUCUGGAAGUGAUGGUAGAAGAGAAGGAAGCUCCAAAGGUACAAGAGGAGAAGGGCUGCAAAGAGAUUAACCUGACCAAGGAAGAAUUUGAAGGCAUGAAGGUUAAAAUACAGCAGGCAAACCAGGAACUGGAAACCCUAAAGGCUGAUAACCUCAACCUUUUGCAGAAAUACAAAUGCUUACAAGAGGAGAGAUCAGUUACCUCUGUGGAAAAGAUCUCCAACACGACAGCUGAGCUGGAGGAAGCCUUACCAGAAAAGACAGCUACUGUGGUAGUCAUUCAGGCUGAAAUAAAGGCACUAGAAGAAAGUGCCAAUGCUAAGAUAACCAACCUGGAAGCUAAACAGGAAGAACUGGAAGCUUCUGUCCGAGAAAAGAAUGCAGAGCUAGACUUGUGUCGUUCUCAAAAAGUGCAAGCUCAGACCAAAACUGAAGUCCUGAAGCAAAAGGUUAUUGAGCUGGAAGACAAACUCAGGGAGAAGGUCGCUGCUGCUCUCGUAAGCCAAGCACAACUUGGUGCAGUGCAGGAGCAGUCUAAAGUACAUACCAAACAGCUUCACAGUCAAAUUGAAGAACUGCAGGGACAUUCUGUUACAGAUGUUGGGCAGAGAGAAACUGCAGAAGUAGCCGAGACAGUAGCUGAAGCCACAGCAGUCACCCACGGUUUUACAAAACCGGAUAAUGAAAAACAGGACAGUAAAACAGAUCAGCCUAAAAACAAAUUAUCUGUUUUAACACUGAAGCUCACAGAGUUGGAGAAAGAGCUAGCUGAGCUGCAGAAGGACAGAGAGCUACAAAGGCAGCUGGUCCACAGCACAGAAGAGGGUGUGGUUGAGUAUGAGAAGAAGCUAGCACAGUUACUGGCUCGGUUGGACCAAAUGAAGAAGCCUAUGGUAGAAAAAGAGGAUGCGCAAACAUCUAAGGCAAGGACAACAAAGCCAGAAAGUGACAAAACUAUUUCUGCAUCUGAACUGGCUUUGGAACUGGAGCAGGUUAAAUAUGAAGCUGCUGCCACAAAAGAAGAAUUGAAUAGCUACAGGGAACGUGCAAAAAAGCUUAAGGAUGACUUGCAAGUAAGAGAACUAACUAUUUCACAGCUCCAAGAGAAUCUUGAGCAGGCAAUGAAAACAAAGCCUGAAAGGGAUGAACCGACUGCUGCAUCUAAACUGGCUUCUGGUCAGGAGGAAGCCAAAUCCAAAGCUGCUGCCACACAAGAAGAAUUGAACAGCUACAAGGAACAGGCAGAAAAGCUGAAAGAUGAGUUGCAAGCCACGCAAUCAAAGACUGAAAGUGAUGAACCCGCACCUGUGUCUAAACUGCUUUUGGAGCUGGAGGAGGUCAAGUCUGAAGCUGCCAUCACAAAAGAAGAAUUGAACAGCUACAGGAAGCAGGCAGGAAAGCUUAAGAAUGAGUUGCAAGUAAGAGAAAUGACUAUUGAACAGCUUCGAGAUGAUCUUAAAAAGGCAACAAAAUCAAAGCUUGAAAGUGAUGAACCCGCUGCUAUAUCUAAACUGGCUUUGGAGCUGGAGGAGGUCAAGUCUGAAGCUGCUGUCGCAAAAGAAGAAUUGAACAGCUACAGGAAGCAGGCAGAACAGCUUAAGGAUGAGUUGCAAGCAACAAAAACAAAGCUUGAAAGUGAUGAACCUGCUGAUGUAUCUAAGUUGGUUUUGGAGCUGGAGGAGGUCAAGUCUGAAGCUGCUUCAAUGAAAGCAGAAUUGAACAAGAAGCGUGCAGAAAAUCUUAAGGAUGAGUUGCAAGUCACACAGUCAAAGACUGAAAAUGAUGAACCCGCUGCUGUGUCUAAACUGCUUCUGGCGCUGGAGGAGGUGAAGUCUGAAGCUGCCGUCGCAAAUGAAGAAUUGAACAGCUACAGGAAGCAGGCAGAAAAGCUUAAGGAUGAGUUGCAGGUAAGAAAAUUGACUAUUGAACAGCUUCAAGAUGAUCUUAAAGAGGCAACAAAAUCAAAGCUUGAAAGCGAUGAACACGCUGCUGUAUCUAAACUGCUUUUGGAGCUGGAGGAGGUCAAGUCUGAAGCUGUUGUCGCAAAAGAAGAAUUGAAUAGCUACAGGAAGCAGGCAGAAAAGCUUAAGGAUGAGUUGCAGGCAACAAAAUCAAAUAUUGAAAGUGAUGAACCUGUUGCUGUGUCUAAACUGGUUUUGGAGCUGGAGGGGGUCAAGUCUGAUGCUGUUUCAAUGAAUGCAGAAUUGAACAGCUCCAAGGAACAGACAGAAAAGCUUAAGGAUGUGUUGCAAGUGAAAGAAACAAAGCUUGGAAGUGAUGAACCUGCUGAUGUAUCUAAGCUGGUUUUGGAGCUGGAGGAGGUCAAGUCUGAAGCUGCUUCAAUGAAAGAAGAAUUGAACAUCUACAGGAAGCGUGCAGAAAAGCUUAAAGAUGAGUUGCAAGAAAGAGAAUUGACUAUUGCAAAUCUUCAAGACGAUCUUCAACAGGCUACAAAACACAAACCACAAAGUAAUGAACCUGUUGCUAUAUCUAAACUGGUUUUGGAGCUGGAGGAGGUCAAAUCCGAAGCUGCUGCCACAAAAGAAGAAUUGAACAGCUACAGGGAACGUGCAGAAAAGCUUAAGGAGGACUUACAAAUGAGGGAUUUGACAAUCCCACAGCUUCAGGAAGAUCUUAAACAAGUAAAGGAAGCUUUGGCAAAGGCAGAGGAGGAGCUGGGCCAUCGUGAUCAGAAAAGAGACACCAAACUCUUUGAGGGAAAACCUGACAUUGUUGGCGAUAAAACGAAACACACUUCAACCAAAGAGAAACCUUCGCUGGUGAGGAAGAACUCUGCAUCUCAAACCGAUAAGCCUGCAAACAUGAACAGGAGCUUCCAGACUCCAAAUGUUUUGUGUAAAGAUGCUGAAAUCCAAAUCGAUCUCAUUAAACAGAAUAGCAGCUCUUCAGAGCAGCUGGCAGAAGUGAUCAGACAGUACAAAGAGAAGAUUGGGCAGAUGCAGGAACUUCAUGCUGCUGAAAUAAUGGACAUGGAGACACGACACAUUUGUGAGAGUGACACUCUGAAGAGUGAAUCUCAGAUUCUGAGGGAGCAAUGCAAGGCCUUAAAUGCGUUUUUAGAGAAGAUAAGAGCUACCGGGGGAAUCUCUGCUUCUGUUUUGGAAUCUGGUUCUUCCCAGUUUAGAGAUGGAUACACUAGUGAUAGCAGCUCAGACUGGAGUCAGAGAAUGUAUUAUGACUUUUCCGUUCAAAACCAGGAGUACAGAAGCACUCCAGAGGAAGCCAAGAGAGACAAUGAAAUGCCUCAGGCUUCAUCAGAGAUGCUACCUGACAGAAUAAAGUACUUGUUGCGAGAAGUACAUCAGGAGGGAAUGCAGGUGCUUUCCCUGUCCGAGGUCCCUUGCAUUGAAGGGGAGAUUGGAACAUCAGAGCACUAUUCUGAAAGCUGGCAGAAAGAGAGGCAGGCACUCCUGGCUACGGUGGAGUCACUCAAGGUUUUGAUUACCAACAUGCAAGUUUACAGCGAUACUGAGACGUCUUUGAAUUUUGCAUCAGCUGAAGGUGUUGCAGACUGGCGUGGAGAGCUCCUCCAAGCUAUCCAGCAAGUCUUUUUGAAGGAGCGCAGUGUUCUUAAGAGUGCACUCGAAACGCAUAUGGCAUCACUAGAGACUAGCGACAUAGUUGUACAUCUGAACCAACUAGAAAACUGUCUGCGUGAACAGGAUGUUAAGAACAGGGAUGCCAUGGAGAUACUUCAGGAUGCUGACAGGAAUAGUCUGCUGAUGGAGAUUGGGCAGCUGCAAGCACAGCUGCAAAGGGCUCAGCAAGGUGAUAGGGCUGCAGCCCAGCUGGCUCAGCAGACAAGCUCAGAUGGACAUCAGGACUGCACAUUGCAAGACAAUCAGGCUAGUUUCGUAGAACUGGAGGUGAAUCGUGUGAAGGAAAGUGGAAGUGAGCUGAAGGAUCGUUUCCACGCUGAGAAGAUGGUGAUAGCUAAACUUAAGAAUGAGCUUGCGCAAACAAAACUGGAACUCGAGACAACCCUUAAAGCGCAACAGAAGCACUUGAAAGAGCUGGAAACUCUCAGGACUGAAGUUUCAGAAAAGACUGCUGAAAUGGACAUGUUAAAUGAUGCUCUGGCAAAUGAGCAAAAGAAAUCCAGAGAGCUUCAGUGGGCAUUUGAAAAGGAGAAGUGUAAAGCAGAACGAAAAGAAGAGAGAGAAAAAGAAGAAUUUGAGGACUUGAAGUUCACACUGGAGCAGGAGCGACAGGUAGCGGCCAAUCAGAAGCAGCAGACAGAGAUGGAGAAGGCCCUUCACCAAGCCCAGCUCUCCCACGAGCUGAGCCGCAUAUCAGAGCUGCAGGUGCUGCUGGAUUCGGAAAAGGCCCGGGCACUGGAGCUGAACAGCGCCCUAGAACAGGAGAAAGAGCUGCGUAGCCAGCUGAAUCUGAGUCCACAGCGGCGACUGGAGGCAGGAGAAUCGGCAGCCGAUGCUGGGUGUAGUCAGGUGGAGGAUGGUGUCCAGACCAUGAAAGAGCUGCUUGGUGACCUGCAAGGCCAGUUGGAUGAGAAGCACACCCGCAUCGUGCUGCUGCUGGGGGACAUGGAGAGACACAAGCUUGAGGCAGUGCAGGAGAGGCAGCGCCACUGCAAGGCCCUGCAAAAGGAGCAGGAGGCUCACAGGCUGGUGCAGGACAAACUGUUGCAGCUGCAACUGAAGAAUGAAGAGCUCCAGAGGCUGCUGGACAGGGAGAGGCAGCUUGUCGUCAGACUUCAGCAGGAGAGGGAGCGGCUCCAGGAGAGCCUCAGUGAGCUGCAGGACCAGGAGAACCAGAGAGAGAAGACAGAGAACACAGAUCAUCCUGAUUCUCGAACGAGUCUCUGUAGAGCAGACAUACCUGUUGACAGAACGAGAGAUUGGGUGCUGCAGCAGAAGAUUUCUGACGUGCUGAAAGUAGGCGCCCGCGGUCACUCUGUAAAUGAAAUCAAUGGAGGAACAGCUGCACCCUCAGACUCAAAGCAUCUUCACGGCAUCAUCCAGAGACUUCAGUUAAUUGCUUCUAAGCUGAAAACGCUCACAAGCAAAGCUUCCAGCAAGAUCCCGUUUGAAGCAGCAGAUGAUGAAAAUCUUAUUUGGUUGCAGAACAGCGUUCAGGACAUUGUGUCUCAGCUUCAGCAGCUACCAGCAAUCCAUCCUAAAGAAGAGCAGAGUGUGCUGCUCCCCACAGGCAGUAGUUCCUCCAGCUCCUUGACAGAGCGGCUGCUGAGGCAGAAUGCGGAGCUCACCGGGUUUGUGAGCCGCCUCACCGAGGAGAAGAACGGCCUGCGCAACUCUCUGAUCAAACUGGAGGAGGAGGUGCGGCACUCCCGCCAGCCAGGUCUCGGGGGGCUUCGUUAUUCCAACAGGAAGCCCCUGGAUAACCAGGAUACCAUUGAUGUUCUCACAUCUGAUCAAGAGACCUGGAGUAGGGAAAAAGACAACCUUGAAAAAUCACUCAAGCAGGCGGAAACACAAGUGAACAAACUAAGAGCAGAGCUCAGAAGCGAUGUAUGGUACAGAGAUAUGACAGGGUCUGACGUGGACAAUGUAACAUUAAAGAGGAUCUAUGGCAAAUACCUGCGAGCAGAAAGUUUCCGCAAGGCUCUUAUUUACCAGAAGAAGUACCUGCUGCUGUUACUGGGAGGCUUUCAGGAAUGUGAAGAGGCUACCCUCUCCCUUAUUGCUAAAAUGGGUGGACGGCCGUCUCACAACCUUGAGAUAAUAACACCUCGCUGCAGAGGUUUUACCAGGUUCAGAUCCGCUGUCAGAGUUACUAUAGCCAUUUCCAGAAUGAAGUUUCUGGUCAGAAGGUGGCAGAGAGCUGCAGGUUCAGGGUCAAGCCCAUCAUCCAGUGUUAACAGAAAUGGAUUUGGUCAGAUAACAGGUAAUGAGGCAAGAACAGGCUCCCCAUACCUCCAUCCUGGGGGUGUUGAAGCAUAUGGAGACCGCAGAACGAGGUCAGAACUGGAAUCCCCAAGGUCAACUCUCUCACUGCAGCAGAGGUAUCAGCCAGCUGAGUCAAGUGCAGGUUCCCUCGCUUGUUCUCACCUCCAGAAUUAUGAUCCUGACAGAGCACUUACAGACUAUAUACACAGACUGGAUGCACUGCAAAGGAGACUUGGGAGCGUACAGUCAGGCUCCACUUCAUAUGCUCAGUUGCACUACGGGACAAGAAGAUGAAGUCCUUUGGGUAUACACACAAAUUGACUUGAAACUGGAUUGCCUUUUCUAAAGAUGAGCUGCUGUGUUUUUGUAUCACUGUUUUGUUUAUAUUUGUGGGACCAAAGUAAACUUGAGUGUAAUACUGUACCUGGUUUUCUUGCCAGUAUAUAAGAGGAAAUAGCUUUUGUGUAUUAGUCUGCUUUUUUGUUGUGCAUAAAACAAUCGGAGAUGGUUUAAAUGUAUAUUUAUGGAAUGCUAAUUUAAACAGAUUUAUUUAUAAUGCUGUAUGUAUUGUAUGGGUGGAAGAAAACUAGUGAAUGUUGCUUUAAGUGCAAAGCACAUCUGUGAGAAGGCUACUAAGUUUUUACUAUGCUGUCCUUUAUUAAUUACUGGCAUUGUGGACAGAUGAAAAAGUUUGUAGAGACAUAUUUUUGUAAUGGUAGAAAGCUUAGAAUUUUAUGGGCAUUUUGUUAGUUUAAAAAUAAAGACUAUUCUAAUAUUUGAAAAAAAAUAUUCUGUAAUACUGUGAUUAUAUUAGAUGUAGCAAAAUCUGUUUUUAAUUUUGCAAUACAUUUUAAAUAACUAUUUUUCUUAUUUUAGCAAAUGCAGAUUACAUUCUUUUUCUGUAAUUUAAGAAUUUAAAUCAUCUUAAAUGAUUUGUUCCAUGAUACAGCCUUCAGCAGCUCAAUUAAUCUGUGUUAUUAUUUUACAUUUGGUGCAAUAACAAGUAUUCACGCAAAUGUUCAUCAUUUCACCCUAGAUUCUUAUGUUAUGGACAUAUGUACUGUACAGCACGUACAUUAGGGUGCCUCCAACACAAAUUAAAGUUCACUUUCUCUUUUAAAA